Messenger RNA from Notothenia coriiceps (black rockcod), 7794 nucleotides. RefSeq names its product mediator of RNA polymerase II transcription subunit 13-like. The transcript is spliced from 29 exons. Gene Ontology annotation, biological process: positive regulation of transcription by RNA polymerase II. The record is from RefSeq and is a predicted model, not a curated record. Bases 787 to 7008 code for a protein of 2073 amino acids. Gene Ontology annotation, cellular component: mediator complex. NCBI's taxonomy places the organism in Eukaryota, Metazoa, Chordata, Actinopteri, Perciformes, Nototheniidae. Gene Ontology annotation, molecular function: transcription coactivator activity.
CCUCCUGGCCGCCAUUAAAGAAUUCAAUCCAUGAACUGAAAUAAUGGAAAUCUGCAGGACCCAUGGAUCAGGCAGAGAAAAGUAGCCGAUGAGUAGUAUCGCCAAUUUAGCAUUUCGUUUGUUUUAAGAGUAGUUUUACUAUGACGGAGCCCUGUGAUGGUUUUAGCGAAAAGGAGGGCGGUGUAGCUAAUUGUUUUAUUUAGCUAGCAAGCUAGCGUUGGAGCUCUGGUAUGUUAGCUUUUGUGCUAGCAGGCUAGGAGAGAUCAGGGGGAGGGGAGAGUUCCUUUGCUUUGAAAUUGUUUCAGAUCAGCUAGCUAGCGUUAGCAUUAGCACACCGGGAACUAAGCUUUUGGGGUGAAGUUUUUUAGUUUUCGAGCUCGUAUUUUUUAUUGCGCAUCUAACUUUUCUGGUAUUUGAUUUGUCGUUUGUCUGUUCUGGUCAUGUUUACGUUGACUAUUCAAUAAGGUAAUGUAGUAGCAAGAUUGCGGCUAACCAGAUCAGACAAUACAUUUCAAAUAGGAUUGAUGAACCGAAUAGCUAGAAGCUUACAGUUGACGUUGGGUGCCUGUCUAACGUUAGCUUAGCUACCGGGCUAGUGGUGGCUAGCGCCGGUUAGAAGUUGUCUGGUUGACUAGCGGCAGCUAGCUGUAGCUAGCAAGUUGGUCAGCGCUUAAACGGUAUAAUUACAACGGAACACCGCUUCCACAGCAAGUUACCUACAUCGGCUAUUGCCCCAGACGGUGAUUGAGACAAUGGACCUUUACGUUACAACCACGCAGUGAAAGGAUGAGUUCGUGCUUUGUACCAAACGGGGCCAGUUUGGAGGACUGCCACUCCAAUCUCUUCUGCCUGGCUGAUUUGACUGGAAUAAAAUGGCGGCGAUUUGUAUGGCAAGGACCCACCUCAUCGCCCAUCCUUUUCCCUGUGACCGAGGAAGACCCUAUAUUGUGUAGUUUCAGCCGAUGCCUGUCUGCAGAUGUGCUGAGUGUGUGGAGAAGGCACCACACCCCGGGUCGCAGGGAGCUCUGGCUUUUCUGGUGGGGGGAUGACCCCAGUUUUGCCGAGCUUAUCCAUAAUGAGCUCUCAAGUGAAGAGGAUGGUGAGUGGGAGAGUGGCCUGUCCUACGAGUGUAGAACGCUUCUUUUCAAAGCCAUCCACAACCUGUUGGAGCGGUGUCUCAUGAACCGUGGCUUUGUUCGCAUCGGCAAGUGGUUUGUUAAGCCAUACCAAAAGGAGGAGAAGACCAUUAAUAAAAGCGAGCACCUGUCUUGUGCAUUCACAUUUUUCGUGCACGGCGACAGCAACGUGUGCACGAGUGUGGAGAUCGCUCAACAUCAGCCUCUUCAGCGGCUGAAUGAGGAGCAUCUCAGCCUCGCACAGCAGAACAACAGCCCUCUGCAAGUCAUCCUUAGCCCAUACGGCUUGAAUGGGACCCUCACCGGUCAGGCUUUCAAGAUGUCAGACCACCCCACUCAGAAGCUCAUAGAGGAGUGGAGGCAGUUCUAUCCCAUCAGCCCAAAUCCCAAGGACGUCCAGGAAGAUAAGAUGGAGGAUACAGACUGGGAGGAUGACUCUCUGGCGGCUGUGGAGGUCCUCGUCGCGGGAGUUAGGAUGGUGUACCCUUCCUGCCUGGUGCUUCUCCCCCUGUCGGACCUUCCUGCUGUGGUCCUGCAGGGCUCAGUGAACACCUCAGGAAGCCUGUGUGGUGCUCAGCAGGGCCACGCUGCUCACAGAGACCCUGCCAUGUCCUCUGUCACUCUGACUCCUCCAACAUCACCAGAGGAGGCUCAGACUGAUUACCAGCCUGCUCAGAGGUGGCUGAAGUUGUCCUCUGCGUCGGAUGGCUACAGCUCUAACAACACUCUUCAUGGGGGUAAAAUCCCUCGCAGGCUGGCCAGCCAGAUGGUGGAGUCUGUAUGGCAGGAAUAUAACAUAAACCGUACAGGGAACAAGAGGAAGUUUACCACUUUAACCAAUGGGACCUGUGAGGAGGAGUCGGACAAAACUGGUCUUUGGGAUUUUGUGGAGUGUACUCACAGGCCUCAUUGCAAUUGCUUACGACAUAAGAAUCAGAAGCAGCGAUCCAGCAGCACCUCAGGACACCCGCCUUCAUCCGGCCAGCCUGCCCAGCCGGCCCUCAAGCACAAGCUGGGCGAGAAGCUGGAAAAGGGGGAUAAGCAGCAGAAGAGGCCGCAGACGCCUUUUCACCACCGCAACUCUGUGAGCGAGGAGCAGACCAUGGAGCCGCAGAACCAGAGGCUUUGUUUGAGAUCACAGGACGACGGCUCGUAUCCCAGUCUGCACCACGUGGAUACCGUGUCCUCCAAAGCCCCUACGCUGCACACACACCCUGCAGACCUCAACGGAUCUCCGCCUCCCCCUCCUCUUAGCCCACACCCCUGCGAUCACGCAGAAGGUGACAUGACUCCCGGCGGCAUGAAGAACUCUUCCACGCCCAUUCAUCAAACGUUCUAUCCGCCAUCGGUGGAGCCCUGUCUGCUUCCUCAGAAGGGCUUGGAGGAGGACCCUCGGCUGGAGAACAUGCCUAUGCCUUUCCCCCAAUCCUACAAUGAAACAUUGGAACCUACUGUCUUUGUGGGUUCAGCCAUUAACCCCAAUGAAGACUCCACCCACAACCCCUGGAAGUAUUUCAACCUGCCCAGGAAGAAGGCAUCAAACUUCCUGACGCCCCUGUUACCUGUGGACAAAAUACGAGAUGAUUCUGGGGGAGGAGGAGGAACAGAAAACGUAAUCUCCGUCACAGAGUUGAUGUCGGGGUCCACGCAUACCCUGAAGGUGUCCCAGGAGCUGGUCAGGGCCUACGCCCAGCGGAGAAACAGCCAUUAUGCCUCCGCAUCAGGUGACAGAGAACACGGUGACGAUUCAGACCCUUACGCCUUUGUAGAGGGAGACGAGGAGUUCAGCUUUACAGAGAAGAAGGACAAGUCUGGCUCAGAAAGGGAUGGCAGCAAGAAAAACAAGGGGGACGAGGACAAUGGAUCAGCAGACGAUGGUCAGGGUGCAUCGGGCAGUAAACCUACCGCCUCCACCAGCCUUAUCCACGAGAACGACUUGGCCGUGUCAUACAGCGACCUGGAUAAAAUCUUCAAUUCAGAUGAAGAUGAGCUAGUGCCUGGCUCCAAAAGAGCUGGAGUUGGUUCGGAGGACAAGUUUGGCUGUAAAGACAGUAAAGGAGCCACGUUGGAUCCUCUGUCUUGCAUAAGCUCAGCAGACCUGCACCAGAUGUUUCCCACCCCGCCCUCCCUGGAGCAGCAGGGUUACUCUCCCAUGAACUCCGGGGGCAAGGACAGCCUGGAAGGAGGAGCGGGCCUCACCCUGUUGGACGGCAGCCAGCUCAACAACCACUUCAAGAUGGAGGUGGAGGAGGGAUAUUGCAGCCCAAAGCCAUCGGAAAUAAAGGACUUCUCCUUUGUAUACAAGCCAGAGACGUGUCAGUUGUUAAUCGGCUGUUCCAUGUACGCACCAUUGAAGAUGCUACCAAGCCAGUGUCUGUUGCCUAUCAAACUGCCAGAAGACUGUGUGUACACGCCCAGUUGGACCAUGGGCAAAAUGGAAUUGAUACCCCCAGUGACGAAUGUCAAUCUCCUCACCAAAGACAGUAACGUCCCAAGUGUGGAGCCAGACUACAGUCAGACCUACACCCCCCAGACCCACACCCCCUUCAUGUCCAGCAGUGCCCCCCCGAGCAACAGCGGCACCGGCAUCCUGCCCUCCCCAGCCACGCCGCGCUUCUCCGUGCCUACGCCUCGCACCCCACGCACUCCACGCACUCCCCGCGGCCCGUCGAGUGUCCAGGGCUCCCUUAAGUACGACAACUCUGACCUUUACUCCCCCGCCUCUACUGCCUCCACCUGUCGACCUGUCAGCUCUGUUGAGCCGGCCACCGUACCUUCCAUCCCCGAGGCUCACAGUCUCUACGUCACCCUCAUUUUGUCCGAGUCAGUCAUGAACCUCUUCAAGGACUGUAACUUUGACAGUUGCUGCGUGUGUGUCUGCAACAUGAACAUCAGAGGAGCAGAUGUAGGGGUGUACCUCAAGGACAAUGGCGAGGCCCAGUACCCCUGCACUUGUGGCUUCAGUGCUGUCACAAAUCGGCGCUUUGGCCAGUCGGCCGGGCUGUUUCUGGAGGACGAGCUGGACGUGGUGGUGCGCGGCUCGGACGCAAGUCGGGACACUGAGCGGUGUUUCGAAGAGCUGCGAGCUUCCACGGCUCACAAAGCUGGCAGCCUGACAGAGAAGCCUCCGGAUGAGCUAAUCCUGCUGCUGCAGGACCAGUGCACCAACCCUUUUGCCCCCAUGGCAGGCGUAGAAUACACCAAGCAGAGCUCAGCACCCAGUUCAUUUCUGAGGGUGGAAGAGAGAGACUGUUAUAAUGACUGCUACAUGGCACUGGAGCACGGCAGGCAGUUCAUGGACAAUAUGUCAGGGGGAAAAGUAGAUGAAGCACUAGUGAAGAGCACCUGUCUUCAUCACUGGCCAAAAUGCAAAUCAGCAGACAUGAGCAAGCUAUUCUCUCAGGACGUCCUGCGGGUGUUGUUGUCCCUGCAGCCUGUGCUGCAGGACACCAUUCAGAAGAAGAGGAGUGUGCGCUCCUGGGGCGUUCAGGGACCGCUCACUUGGCAACAGUUCCACAAGAUGGCUGGGAGGGGAUCAUAUGGUACCGAUGAGUCUCCUGAGCCUCUGCCCAUCCCCACUUUCUUGGUCGGUUAUGAGUAUGAUUUUGUGGUGCUGUCUCCUUUCGGCUUGCCAUACUGGGAGAAGCUUCUUCUGGAUCCUUUUGGUUCCCAGAGAGAUGUGGGAUAUGUUGUCAUCUGCCCAGAGAAUGAGGCUCUACUCCGCGGCGCAAAGACCUUCUUCAAAGAUCUGAGUGCUAUGUAUGAGGCAUGCCAGCUUGGGCAACACAGGCCCAUCUGUAAGAGUCACCCAGAGGGCGUAUUGAAGGUCGGCGCCACAGAAGGCAGGAGCAUGACGGAGCAGCCCCUUAGUGACUGGUUCCUUAAGAUGGCUGCCAGAGACGGAAACAAUGAAGCCUUUAAUCGGCUCAAACUCUUUGCUCAAGUGUGCCGCUAUGAUCUAGCUCCAUACCUGUCAGAGCAGUCUUUGGAUAGCUCCCUACUGUCUCAGCGCAGCCCUGUUGUGGCCUCUCCCUUGUCCCAGACCCCCAGCUCUUCCAGCACCACCUCAGGACCCCAGAGCACCAACACUACCAGCGCCAGCAUCAGCUCUGCCCCGGUCAACAGCACCCCUCCCUCUGCCUCCUCAGGCCCACAGACAAUUGGGGGGAUGCCCUCAGCCAAGCCAAGCUCUUACACGCCGUUUGGAACGUCAGGCCUGCAGGGCAGCUCGUCUCAGAACGGACCGCAGUCAAACCAACAGGGGGCGGGGGGGCUGGCAGAAAACGGACCCUCAGCCAACCAGCCUCAAGUGCACGUCGAGGCGCCAGAGAGGUAUGUUACCACAAUGAGGGCCAAUUUAGCAUCUAGACAGAGAGAUGCAUUUUUGUUAAAGACUAAAGUGUCACUGUCGUUUGUUCCCUGUCAGAUUGUUCCCUGCCAGUACCUGCUGCAGCCGGUGCGCAGCGGGGAGCGCCACCUCUACAGCCAACACCUCAAGUCGCUGGCCUUCUCUGUGUUCACUCAGUGUCGGCGGCCUCUGCCCAACUCGACCAACUUCAAGGCUCUGACGGGCUUUGGCCCCGGCCUUGCCAUCGACAUGGCACUAAAGGAUCCAGAGAGGCCCGAAUGUCUGCGCCUGUACACGCCGCCCUUCAUUUUGGCUCCUAUAAAAGACAAGCAGACUGAGCUCGGGGAGACGUUUGGCGAGGCUUCCCAGAAGUACAACGUCCUGUUUGUCGGCUACUGCCUUUCCCACGACCAGCGCUGGCUGCUGGCCUCCUGCACCGACCAGCACGGAGAACUGCUGGAGACCUGCAUUAUUAGCAUCGAUGUACCCAAUAGGGCGCGCAGGAAAAAGGGCUCCGUCAGGCGGGUGGGUUUGCAGAAACUGUGGGAGUGGUGUCUCGGCCUGGUGCAGGUGACAUCGCUGCCAUGGAGGGUGGUCAUCGGACGGCUUGGUAGAAUGGGCCACGGGGAGCUGAGAGACUGGAGUAUUCUGCUGAGCAGGAGGAACUUGCAGUCUCUCAGUAAACGCCUCAAGGAGACGUGCAAGUUGUGUGGCAUCUCUGCUGCUGACACUCCCAGCAUCCUUAGCGUCUGUCUAGUUGCAAUGGAGCCCCAGGGAUCCUUUGUCAUCAUGCCAGAUUCUGUGUCGACAGGUUCAGUGUUCGGUCGCAGCACCACGCUCAACAUGCAGACAUCGCAGCUGAACACUCCUCAGGACACAUCGUGCACACACAUCCUAGUGUUCCCCACCUCAGCCAUGGUGCAGGUCAACACUAACACGGCAGAGCCCAUCGACAUCAACUUUAACCCCAUAAACCCCGAUGGAUCUGACGGCAUGGGCCUCUUCGACCUGUUUGACAACGACAUGGUGGAUCCAGACCUCAUCAACAUUUUGCCCAACUCCCCCACAACCUCCCCUGUUCACUCCCCCGGCUCCCACUACCACCAGGGGGGAGACGGAACAAAGGGCCAGAGUGCUGACCGUAUGGAGUCCCAUGAGGAGGCUCUGAACAUCCUGCAGCAGCCCAUGGCGCUGGGCUACUUCGUCUCCACAGCCAAAACUGGACCACUGCCUGACUGGUUCUGGUCUGCCUGCCCUCAAGCCCAGAACCAGUGCCCUCUCUUCCUCAAGGCCUCUCUGCACCUGCACGUGUCUUCUGUCCAAUCAGACGAGCUCCUGCACAGUAAACACUCCCACCCCCUCGACUCCAACCACACCUCUGAUGUGCUCAGAUUUGUUCUAGAGCAGUACAACGCCCUCUCCUGGCUGACGUGCGACCCUGCGACCCAGGACCGACGCUCCUGUCUGCCCGUUCACUUUGUGGUGCUCACACAGAUGUACAACUUUAUCAUGAACAUGCUCUGAACUCUAUCGGGAUCAAAGUGCUGAGAUUUGAUUGGAUUUCCUGCUUUGAAUGAUCCCGGACACUCAAUGGACCUUACACUCCAUCAGGGCGAGUGGGGGGGAAGCAUCCCUCCUCCUCCUCCUCCCCCGGUGUUUCUCACACAACACUGACUGUCUACAAGUUUCCAAUCAAUCAAUCAGAUGCCAAGAAUCCAUUUUAGCAUUUUGGAAGAUCAAGGGACGUUUCAUAAACGAGAAUAAAUUGUCUUUUUAUGACUGUAGAUUGCAAUCUAUGAAAUUUUAUCUUAAUGAAAUGCCUGCAUAUAUUAUUUAUUGUAAGUUUUUAAAUGUGGAUUUUUUAAUGCUUAAUAUCUUUUAUAUAUUACAAAUCCUAGAGGGGGUGUACAUCUCACUGUAAAGGAAUUGGUUUAAAAAGUGUAAUUUUCUCAAUUACAACACGGAAAAACCUGUUCAAGUGAAUUUGCUGUAGAUUGCUUUUAGAAUAUUAUUUUUUCAAAGGGUACAGACCUUUUUAUUGCCAUGCUGUAAAAAUGAAGUAAAAGCUGGCCUGGGCAUUUGUGUCCCACCCAAUGAGUGGAUGAGACUUACCUCUCUGUCCGCUUUGGCUCCAGAGUCUCUCGCACAGUAACUCAAUGAGCUCUGAAGAGGAAUUAAAAGGUACAUUGUCAGAUUAUAUAUUUUAUAUAACAGAUUUAGGUAAUUGUGUGUGUAUAUGUGUACAUAUAAUUGUGUGCCGCUACUGAUGGUGCAGCUUCUGUUUUAGGAAUAAAGUGCGUCUACCUUAAA